UUCCGGCGAGUCUUGCGCGGCGGACUAAUCGCAAAGCAAGCAAGGCGCCGGCGAGCCAUCUCCUUCGCUUUUCCGUCCCCGCCACGGUCGUUAUCAUCUAGCUCGCGGCUGCUGCUGCGGUGCCGGUUUGCUUGAAGACGAAAGCUCACUGGCACAGCGUCAUUCCCCUCUUCUGCUGCUCCAAUUGGAGUAGUACUAGCCAGUGCAUCGUGCUAGCCAGAUCUGAUUUUCCAUCCAAGUAUAGCGAAUCCACGGUUUCCAAUUAGCAGGAUGGAGUCCUCUCGCGGUGGUGCACCUUGUUCUAUUGACACAAGCGGCGGCGGCGGCCUCGUCAACGGCAGUGGCGGCGGCGCGCGGCUGUUCCCGUGCCUGUUCUGCAGCAAGACGUUCCUCAAGUCGCAGGCGCUGGGCGGGCACCAGAACGCGCACAAGAAGGAGCGUGUCGCCGGCAGCGGCGCCUCCUCCUACGCCGCCGCGCUCGAGCUCGACGCGGCGCUCGCGGCCGCCGGCAGCGCGCUUCCGGCCACGGCGUCGAUGUUGUUCGUGUCAGGCGCCCCGCACUGCGCCGGGGCCGUCGCAAUUGGCGCCGGGGCUGGGGAAGCGUCCUACAAGGGCCGCCGCGGCCCCGGCGCUGAGCUUGGAGCUGGAGAGUUGUAUCGGCGGCCACGCGAGGCCAGCGGCCCUGCGCCUGCAUGGCGGCGCCGGCCUGAUCGACGAGACACUGAACUGGGCAAGGGGCACGCAUAGGCGUCCGCCGCGGCCCCCAAGGCGACGACGGACACCCCCGCUGCCGGCGUGGAGCCCGACCUCGAGCUGAGGCUGUAGCUAACUCGGCGACGAUCCACGAGCGCGUGCGUCGUCGUAGGUGCUGCUGCAUACUCAAUCGCCCGUUCCACCACCAUCCUGUAAAUUGUACGGCUGCUCACCGUUGUCAGUCAGUCCUGUUCGGCUUGCAUUGCUUGCUUAAUUUGUCUGCUGUUGCAUCAGGACAUGAGUGAGGUUCAUGGUCACCUUAAUUACCAAGUUACCAGAUGGACAUAUAGAUAUAUAUGGUGAUACAACUGUAUACUAUUGCUAUAUAUGCUGAUAUUGGCGGCAUAUCUCAACAUGGCAGCUUAAUUAGUUUGUGUGUGUAAGUGUAUGCUGUAAUAUUCCAUGCUUCAGUGUUAAAAUAAGCCCUCGGGCGAGAGGCUGUAAGGAACAUGGCUCUAUUAGGCCAUAGUUUAUGAUUUUGGUGAUUGAGUGACAAUAUAGUCAUUGGGACUAAUAUGUGUAUCAAGAAUGAAUAUUUGUAAGGUUUUAUAGGUUCCCAAGAUGCAACAACAUGAAAACCUCCAA
This is a messenger RNA of Panicum virgatum (switchgrass), 1338 nucleotides long. Its product is annotated as zinc finger protein GIS3-like. The transcript has a single exon. The record is from RefSeq and is a predicted model, not a curated record. NCBI's taxonomy places the organism in Eukaryota, Viridiplantae, Streptophyta, Magnoliopsida, Poales, Poaceae. Bases 271 to 747 code for a protein of 158 amino acids. Gene Ontology annotation, molecular function: DNA-binding transcription factor activity.